AUGGAGAAGAAGAUUACCGAGAAGAUCGCGGCUCUGCCGCCAGAUGCCAACUACUUUUCCUUGGAGUUCUUCCCUCCAAAGACCCGGAUGGGUUUCGCCAACCUGUCUGCGCGUCUGGAGCGUAUGGCUCAAGCACUCCGUCCUCUGUUCGUUACGGUCACUUGGGGUGCCGGUGGCAGCACUGCGGCACGAUCGCUCGAGCUGGCGGAAGUAUGCCAGCGCCAACUGCAGUUGACGACCGUCCUGCAUCUGACAUGCACGAACAUGAGCCGCAAGCUGGUGGAUAUGGCUCUAGAUGAGGCCAAGGUUCUUGGAAUUCGCAAUAUCCUGGCUCUGCGAGGAGACCCGCCUCGCAGUGAGGAGUAUAACAUGCACGGAGAGGAUGAUAGCAACAAGGAUUUCACUUUUGCCGUUGAUCUAGUGCGAUAUAUUCGCCAGACACAUGGCGAUUACUUCUGUGUUGGUGUUGCCGCAUACCCGGAGGGCCAUCCUGCCGACAAUUUCCAAGACAGAUAUUCCUUCCUCGUCGAGAAGACACAGGCUGGAGCAGAUUUCAUCAUGACCCAACUUACCUACGACAUCGAAGCUUACCAGAAGUUUGAGGAGAUGCUUCGCAACCAUGAUUCCGGUGCUUUUAAGACUAUCCCCAUCAUUCCUGGCUUGAUGCCUAUCCACAGCUAUAAAAUUCUGACUCGGGUGACUAAGCUCAGCCAUGUCACAAUCCCGCCUCCCAUUGCCAAGCGCAUGGAAGAAUUGAAGCACGACGACGAUGCGGUCAAGCGCGCGGGUGUGGAUAUUACAGUAUCAUUUAUCCUGGAACAAUGCGACUUGAUUCCGUCUUACUCGGAUGCUGGAGACACUGCUAUUGCGGAUGACCCUGCGUCGAUUCCACUGGAUUUCCCUGGACGUGCGUUGCGGAGACGCCGUGCAUCCUCUAUCAACUCGCAACCCCACAACCGGGUCAUUGUGGACAAGCUAUCUGUCCACGAGUCGUCGCAGGACUCGGUCCAUGAGGCACUCGCAGACAGUGCAGGUGUGCCCGCACCCCCGCCAAACCGCAGCACUACUCUUCUCAUCUCUGAGGGUCUUGGUGCGCUCGGCAGAGAAGCAACAUGGGAUGACUUCCCCAACGGACGAUGGGGUGAUGCUCGCUCGCCUGCCUUCGGUGAGAUUGACGGCUAUGGUCCCUCGCUUCAUGUGACUGCCAACACUGCACGUAGGCUAUGGGGCCACCCGGUGGACUCCAAGGAUAUGAGCACAAUUUUCCGGCGCCACGUCUCGGGCGAGCUACACAUGGUGCCGUGGUCCGAGGGUGGCGCGGAAGAGGACGGCGAGGGUUUGAAUGCAGAGACUGAACUGAUUCGACCGGAAUUGUUGAAGCUCAUUGAUGGCCGCGGCUGGUGGACUCUGGCCUCGCAGCCCGCAGUGAACGGUGUGCACAAUGACCACCCCAUCUUCGGUUGGGGUCCCCAACGGGAAGGUUUUGUCUUCCAGAAGCCAUUUGUGGAGUUCUUCUGCUCGAGCAACGAUUACACCAAUAUCCUGAAGCCAUUGUUUGCUAAGCACGGCCACGACAAGCUCACCUGGUUCGCGACAAACAUCAAAGGUGAUUUCGAAUCUUCGCUCCCAACCCAGCCUGCCGAUAUGGAGCUCGAUGACCUUGGCUCCAACCCCGAAAGUGUCAACGCCGUUACCUGGGGUGUGUUCCGCGGCAAGGAGAUCGUCACCCCUACGAUCAUCGAGGAAGUGAGUUUCCGCGCGUGGGGUGAGGAGGCUUUCCGAAUCUGGGACGAGUGGCGUCGCAUCUACCCGCGCGGUUCACCCACGGAAACAUACUUGGACACAACCAAGAACGACUCUUGGCUUGUGUGUGUUGUCGGUCAGCAAUUCGGCGCCGGUACCAAGCAGGGCUCCAAGGAGGAGGAAGACGAGGUCAAGUGGAUGUGGCGGGUCUUGGCGGGCGAGGAGGCUUAA
This is a messenger RNA of Penicillium mononematosum, 1974 nucleotides long. Its product is annotated as methylenetetrahydrofolate reductase (NAD(P)H) MET12. Lineage: Eukaryota; Fungi; Ascomycota; Eurotiomycetes; Eurotiales; Aspergillaceae. The transcript has 4 exons. Gene Ontology annotation, biological process: tetrahydrofolate interconversion. Gene Ontology annotation, molecular function: methylenetetrahydrofolate reductase [NAD(P)H] activity; FAD binding. Gene Ontology annotation, cellular component: cytosol. Bases 1 to 1974 code for a protein of 657 amino acids. The record is from RefSeq and is a predicted model, not a curated record.